Pseudomassariella vexata is the source of this 1102-nucleotide messenger RNA. RefSeq lists its product as uncharacterized. Lineage: Eukaryota; Fungi; Ascomycota; Sordariomycetes; Amphisphaeriales; Pseudomassariaceae. The coding region runs from base 182 to 955 and encodes 257 amino acids. The record is from RefSeq and is a predicted model, not a curated record. The transcript has 4 exons.
UUACCUUGCUACCUCACAGCAUGACACAUGUUCCCAUCAGCCUGCGAUAUAUAAAGAGUAUCACCAUGCUGUUGAGUAUACCGGGCGUCUGUCCAAUUCACUCACAGUACUCUUGACUUGUCAUUUUCUCGUCCAUAUUUUCCAAGCCCUCUGCAGCCCCCUCUCCCCCACGAAUCGCACAAUGAAGACGACGCUGCUUUUCGCCCAAGUGGCCAGCGCGGCUGUCAUCUGGGAUGGUAGAUUCAACGACUUCAGCUCGUCAGCGGAUCUUGACAAGUGGAGCUGGAGCAAUCAGGUUGGGCCGUAUCAAUACUACAUCCACGGGUCGGGCACGGUGGACAAGUACGUCAACCUUAGCCCGGAUUACAAGAACCCCAACGACACGGUGUCGAAGCAAGGGGCCAAGUUCACGCUAGACAGCACGGCCUUCUGGAACGGACAAACCAUGCGACGGACGGAGCUGAUCCCACAGACGACGGCGGCCAUCAACAAAGGAAAGGUGUACUACCACUUCAGCCUGUUGCGCAAGGACACCAACGCGCCCAGCGUCAACCGCGAGCACCAGAUCAACUUCUUCGAGAGCCACUUCACCGAGAUGAAAUACGGCUGGAUCAGUGGCGAGUCCGGAACUAGCAACCCGGCUUUGCAGUUCAUGAUUAGUCAGAACAGCAAGUGGAAGACGGAGUGGUUGCCGGAUGUGUGGCAUAAUGUUGCUUAUGAGAUUGAUUUUUCCGCUAACACGGUCGGAUUCUGGCAUUCGGAGGGAAGCGCUCCGCUUACUCAGGUUGUCAAGCCCGCCUCCGCCUCGACUUCGUCGAACGGCGCCGACUGGCAUUUGGGCGUGCUGGAGCUGCCACGGUCCGGAUACAGCGACAGCAACGAGGACUUUUACUUCUCCGGUGUCUACAUUGAGAGCGGUACCCUUACUACCGCCGUCAGUGGAGCUACGGCAUAAUUGAGAAAGGUUAAGUUGAAAAUGGCGUGGGAAGCACGAGAAGGGACGGUGAGCGUGAAUUAUAGGACUAUUUAAGGUUCGCGUGCCUGGUCGACUUCUCUCUGUAAAUAUAGAAAUGUAGAUGGGAACCGCAGACUUGAAGGAAUC